Messenger RNA from Juglans regia (Persian walnut), 1093 nucleotides. Its product is annotated as desmethylxanthohumol 6'-O-methyltransferase-like. The coding region runs from base 26 to 1093 and encodes 355 amino acids. The record is from RefSeq and is a predicted model, not a curated record. Gene Ontology annotation, molecular function: protein dimerization activity; O-methyltransferase activity; S-adenosylmethionine-dependent methyltransferase activity. NCBI's taxonomy places the organism in Eukaryota, Viridiplantae, Streptophyta, Magnoliopsida, Fagales, Juglandaceae. The transcript is spliced from 2 exons. Gene Ontology annotation, biological process: methylation.
UUUGUGUGUGAGAUCAGAGAAGAGAAUGGAACGAAACGAAGAGAUUAUGCCAAUACUGGAGAAAGGCCAGGCUGCAAUUUGGCAACUCUUAUUCGCCUUUGCCGACUCCAUGGCAUUGAAAUGUGCUGUGGAGCUUCGCAUUGCUGACAUUAUACACUCUCAUGGCGUUCCAGUUACUUUGAACCAAAUAGCCUCUGAGAUUGAUUCUCCUACUUCUCCUGAUAUCCCUUACCUCGCACGAAUAAUGAGGUCACUUGUCCACAAAAAGAUCUUCACUGAACAUCAUUUGCCAGACGGCAGCGACACACUCUACGGAUCGACCGAGACGUCCAGAUGGCUUUUGCAUGAUGCUGAGCUGAGCCUAGUGCCAAUGGUGAUAAUGGAGAACAACCCAUGGCAAUUGUCGCCAUGGCAUUGCUUGAGCCAAUGUGUCAAAGAAGGUGGCAUUGCGUUUCAGAAAGCACAUGGUUGUGAGAUGUGGGACUUUGCAGCAAAAAAUCCUGAAUUCAACAAGAUCUUCAACGAUGCCAUGACAUGUACGACCAAGAUCAUGAUGGGGGUAGUCCUUACGGAGUACAAAGAUGGGUUUAAUUCCAUUGGAUCAUUGGUGGACGUAGGAGGUGGGACGGGAGAAAUGAUAGCUAAGAUCAUUAAAUCACAUCAACAUAUCAAAGCUAUUAACUUUGAUCUCCCACAUGUUGUUGCCGCUGCACCACUCCGCCAAGGGGUCUCCCAUGUUGGAGGGAACAUGUUUGAGGCCAUUCCUAGUGCUGAUGCAAUUUUCAUUAAGUGUGUGCUACACGAUUGGAGCGACGAACAUUGCAUCAAAAUUCUGAAGAAUUGCAAGAAAGCAAUACCACCAAAGAGUGGAAAGGUUAUAAUUGUAGAUAUUGUUCUUGAGAAAGAAAAUGAUGACUUGUAUCAAGAUACACGAAUGGUAUUCGACUUGGUUAUGAUGGCACACACCACUGGCGGAAAGGAGAGGACUGAGGUUGAAUGGAAGCAAUUGUUGAUGGAUGCUGGCUUUCCUCGCUACAAAAUUAUCAAAAUCCCAUCUAUACCGUCCAUCAUUGAGGCUUAUCCAGUCAUGUGA